This is a messenger RNA of Camellia sinensis, 2303 nucleotides long. Its product is annotated as O-fucosyltransferase family protein. Lineage: Eukaryota; Viridiplantae; Streptophyta; Magnoliopsida; Ericales; Theaceae. The record is from RefSeq and is a predicted model, not a curated record.
ACCACCAUUAAUCUUUGAUUGAUUGAUUGUAUUUAGGAGCUCUCAACAAGUUUUUGUUUCGGGGACAAUGAAAGUUGAAAAAGGUUACUCCAGUGAUGAAUAAUGAUUGCUCUAAUAAAAGCGUCCACUCCCAAACAUGUCAUUGUCCGUGACCGACACCACCCCAAAGCGCUCAAAACCCUCACAAACAAUCACUCUCAUCCAUGUAUUGUUCUGUGUUGUAUAUCUGUAUUCUAUUCUAAAACCACUUGAUUCAUCUCAAUCGCACCUCUUGUAAUGCUGAAUUGCCAACCAGAUCCGUACAAUUAAACCCUAGGUUUGUCGCCGGACAUGCACGGUCACAGUCGCCUCGGCCGCUCCUCGCCGCCCUCGUCGCCGCGGUUCCGCCACGCCCGCACCAAAAGUGUCGGCGGCGGCGGUGGUGUUGGUGUUGGUGGUACGAAGCUGCAGAAUAUUUUGGAACGGUUGUUGUAUGUGCUUAUAUCGGCGAUGUUUAGGCGGCGAGGUGUGCUAUUGUUCGCGCCGUUGUUGUAUAUAUCAGGAAUGUUGUUGUAUAUGGGGACGUUAGGGUUUGAUGUUGUUGUUGUUAGCAAGAUUAGCGGUGGUAGUGUUGCUCCGCUGGGGUCUGUGUAUCGGAGUCCUCAGGUUUUUGAGAAGCUCUGGCCAUUCAUGGAAGCUCAAAACAAUGGAAGCUCCCCCAAUGCGUUAAUGCAUGCGUGGAAUCCAAAGCUCCAUAAAGGCUGGAAGCCUUGUGUCAAUUAUAGCAUUUCUCAAUCAGGGUUCUCAGAAUUGCCGAAGUCAAAUGGUUUCCUUAUAAUUGAAGCGAAUGGUGGUUUGAACCAACAACGGUUAUCUAUAUGUGAUGCAGUAGCUGUGGCGGGACUUCUAAAUGCAACCCUUGUUAUUCCAAUAUUUCAUUUAAAUAGUGUUUGGCGAGAUUCCAGCAAGUUUGGGGACAUAUUUGAUGAGGAAUUCUUUAUAUAUGCGCUAAGAAAUCAUGUGAAUGUGGUUAGAGAGCUCCCAGAAGAUAUACUACAAAGCUUUGACAAUAAUAUAAGCAGCAUCGUGAACUUGAGAGUAAAGGGUUGGUCAAGUCCAACCUACUAUCUUCAAAAGGUCCUUCCAAAGCUGCUGGAGAUGAGGGCUGUUCGGAUUGCACCUUUCUCUAACAGAUUGGCCCAUGCUGUUCCUUCAAACAUUCAAGGGCUUAGAUGCUUGGCCAAUUUUGAAGCACUUAGGUUUUCAGAGCCCAUACGAAUUCUUGCGGCGAAGAUGGUUGACCGAAUGCUUCAUAAUAACUCCAAGAGUGGGGGAAAGUACAUUUCAGUGCAUCUCCGGUUUGAAGAGGAUAUGGUGGCAUUUUCAUGCUGUGAAUAUGAUGGUGGCAAGGAAGAAAAGCUUGAAAUGGAUAUUGCUCGUGAAAGAAGUUGGAGAGGAAAAUUCCGUAGGAGGGGUCGAAUAAUAAGGCCCGGUGCAAUUCGGAUGGAUGGUAAAUGCCCAUUGACUCCGUUGGAGGUGGGAAUGAUGCUUAGGGGCAUGGGUUUUGAUAAUAAUACCACUGUUUAUGUUGCUUCGGGAAAAAUUUAUAAAGCUGAGAAGUAUAUGGCCCCACUUAAACUAAUCUUUCCACGUUUAGAAACAAAGGAUACGUUAGCUUCCCCAGACGAACUUGCUCCAUUCCAGGGGCACUCGUCUAGGUUGGCUGCUCUUGAUUAUACAGUUUGCCUUCACAGUGAAGUCUUUGUCACAACUCAAGGUGGGAAUUUCCCCCACUUCUUGAUGGGUCACAGGCGCUACUUAUAUGGAGGGCAUGCCAAGACAAUCAACCCUGACAAGAGAAAACUAGCACUAUUAUUUGAUAGCCCCAAUAUCAGAUGGGAGAGCUUUAAACGCCAAUUGCAAGAUAUGCUUUAUCACAGUGAUGUAAAGGGAAGUGAAUUGAGAAAGCCCAGUGGCUCACUCUACACAUAUCCAAUGCCGGCUUGCAUGUGUAAGCAGCAUGCAGAUGUCGCAAAGGAGGAAAUUGGUAACACAGCAAAAUAAACUUUGAUCUUGGAUUGUAUAUAUAAUGUUGUCUGCAAGUGUUCGGAGUUUUUAUACUAAGCAUAUAUAUAUGUAUGUGUAUAUAUAUAUAUAUAUAUAUGAGUUUUUAACAUCCAUUCUUUUCAUUUGUAUUGAGGGGAGAAAUUCCAAGGUUUUGAUUCUUUCAUAUUCAUUGACUCAGCUGUAGUUUUUAUAGUGUGAUACUCAAAAUUCAUUGUAUAUGACACAGUGGUUGUGCAUAAGAGAUUAUUAUUUGUUUA